Molecule: messenger RNA, 1072 nt
Organism: Corythoichthys intestinalis (scribbled pipefish)
Lineage: Eukaryota; Metazoa; Chordata; Actinopteri; Syngnathiformes; Syngnathidae
Gene: uxt
Product: ubiquitously-expressed, prefoldin-like chaperone
Exons: 6
Coding region: 72-557 (161 amino acids)
Biological process (GO): negative regulation of transcription by RNA polymerase II
Molecular function (GO): transcription corepressor activity
Source: RefSeq, a predicted model, not a curated record
CAGCGCGCUUCCUCGCCGUGACGUCAAAUUCGUGUGCCGUCAGUAGAAUACAAUACAGAAAACAAGUGGUCAUGUCGCCUCCAGCUGAUUCCGACACCAAUUCUUAUUCAGUGGAUUUGAAAGUGCUGCAGUAUGAAAAAUUUAUUGACGAAGUACUAAAGAAAGAUUUACAGAGAGUAAUGGAGCAACGAGAUGCUGUUUAUGAACAAAUAUCGCAUUACCUGCAGCUCAAGAACACCUUGCAAGCUCUGCAGGGCACAGACUCUCAAUGCCUCAAGGCAGACGUUGACCUGGGAUGUAACUUCUAUGCUCAGGCUCAAGUAGAGGACUCGUCCAAGAUCUACGUGUUAGUGGGCUUUGGCUUCUUUGUGGAGAUGGAGCACGAUGAAGCUCUUCGCUUCAUCGACAAAAAGACCAGUCAACUAACAGCUUUCACAGACCAGUUGACCAACAACUGUGCCACAAUUAAAGCAAACAUCCGCCUGGUGCUUGAGGGUCUACGGGAACUUCAGGGCCUGGUGGACUUGCCAGAACGCAGCAGAAGAGAAGUCUUUUAGAUGUUUCCUUUCUUCGUUCUAUUCUGAGGAGGAACCAGGUCCGCCAUCACGUGAUCAAGAGGAUGAACCAAAAAAUGUUGUGGUUUUUCUAUCAUGGUGACCAGAUUUUAUGAACUAUCAUCUGCAAGCGAAGAGCUGUCUCACUAUGUCUGUAUGUGGACUGAGUUUAUGCAUUGAAUGCAACAUGAGGAAGAAAGUGCUCCUCUGGCAUUCACGUGCGGACAGUUGCCAUGGUGACACAAUGCUGAAUCAGCACUGUUUCCAAAAGGGGCAGGGGCGAUAAGGUUUGAGUAAAUUUGUUGCUACUGAUUGCUUACGUUGAAUUUUGUAACUUGGCAUUAAAAACAUUCUGUGUGGUAUUAAGGUGUAAAUAAAAUGAGAGUCCCAUAUUUUUCAAAAUAUGAUUUGUAUAUUACCAAACAGAACCUGUGAAAUUUUGUGAAUAUGUUCUACGUUGUGCAAGUUGCAACACCUGUGAAAUAAAAUACACAAUAGCUCCUAGCUGGCUUUUUCUU